CGUGUCAGACGCUCGAAUAAAGGUCUUCGUCGCCGGCACACGCGUAGCGCCUAUAUAGAUCGCGCGCGGAUUGUGCAAUUUUGCGAAAUCGCGCGCGAUCGCGAUUAUCCUCUUCGCUUAAUAAGGGAAUUGUUAAAGAGAUCUACGCGCCGCGCGUUAUCAAUGCAAUUCCGACGAUUAUCCGUUAUCGUUAUCGCGCCGAAAGUUAAUCGGGGCGACGAUACGGUACACUCGCGUCGCGGAUAAAUGGAGAUAACGCGUGGGCGGGCACCUACAGGCGAUAGAAUUUCAUACGCAUUCGUACUUCGUACGGACGUGCGUUUACCGUUCGUCCUAUAGGCGCGAUCGCCGGGCCCGACUCGCCAAAAAUGGUUCAUCAUGUGCGGGGAUACGAGAACUUUCUCGAAUACGUGAAGGACCUGAGAGCCACGACGCCGAUCUACGUGCUCUACACCGGCACGAAGCUGGAGGACACCGGCAAGAGUUGGUGCUCGGACUGCGUGGAGGCUGAGCCAUUUAUUGAAAAAGGUUUCGAAGCAGCACCUGAGGGAACAUUAUUAGUGACAGUGGAGGUUGGAAACAGACCAUUUUGGAAAGAUCCGAAUUGUCCAUUCAGGACAAAUCCUGUUACCAAGUUGAAAGUCUUACCAACUCUGGCUAAAUGGGGGACUCAGAAACGUUUAGAAGGUGAACAAUUACUGAAACCUGAGCUUAUCGAUAUGUUACUAACAGAUGAAGACGACUAAAGAUAUUUUUAAUACAUAUAUUGUCUUUCUAUAUUUUUUACAAAAAGUUUAUACAGGAUGUUUCUUAAAGAUAAGAAGUCCUGAACCAUUCUUUUUAUAUAGUGCUCAAUAAAGUAGUAAUUAUUGAAUAAAGUAAAUCCAAUAUCAGCGCCGUCCUUUGGUCGGGUGAUAUGUCGGUAAGCCGUCUGAUAGUAUAGCGGCGAAGCGGUGCUUACGCUUUAUUAAACAUAGAAAAAGAUUCAGAAUUUCUUGAUUCAAUUUUUUACAAGGAGUAGCGCUAUGCAAUUAGUGGGCGCUCUUUAAUAAACAUCCUGUAUAUAUUGAAUUAUAAACAUACAUAAACUA
Temnothorax curvispinosus is the source of this 1091-nucleotide messenger RNA. Its product is annotated as thioredoxin domain-containing protein 17-like. The coding region runs from base 369 to 746 and encodes 125 amino acids. NCBI's taxonomy places the organism in Eukaryota, Metazoa, Arthropoda, Insecta, Hymenoptera, Formicidae. The record is from RefSeq and is a predicted model, not a curated record. Gene Ontology annotation, molecular function: protein-disulfide reductase [NAD(P)H] activity. The transcript has 3 exons. Gene Ontology annotation, cellular component: cytosol.